Molecule: messenger RNA, 354 nt
Organism: Colletotrichum orchidophilum
Lineage: Eukaryota; Fungi; Ascomycota; Sordariomycetes; Glomerellales; Glomerellaceae
Exons: 1
Coding region: 1-354 (117 amino acids)
Source: RefSeq, a predicted model, not a curated record
AUGACGGAUCCGGCACUGUUCCUUGCCGACUUGACGAGCUCGUUCGUUCGUAGCGCAGCGCACCCAAUGCACCUAGUAUCCCCAUGUGCCUGUCGGCAAGGAUGUUCCCAGUACCCCGGUCAUCCCAAGGUGGUGCUCCCUCCUGGUCUGACUGGGGUGGGUUCUCUGUUUAGGUAUCUACAUAUGCUAGUGUGGGAUUUCUUGCUAGGAAUAGUUCGCAGCGGCGCAUCUCCCUCUGCUUGGUCCGCCAUGGACCCCCCAGCGAAGCAUUCUCACAUCUUCUCUGUGAAGCCCAUUUCUCUCUUCCGCCUUCCGUUCUGCACUCAUCAUCCGCAUUCGUCUUCUCAGCCUUGA